AUGGCACCUUCACUCUUUACCCUUGGCACGGCUGCCCUGGCCUUGGCUGGUGACGCUGUCGCUAAACAGUUCGUUCUCGAUGACACAUACGACUCCACCAACUUCUUUGACAAGUUUGACUUUUUCGAGAGCAAGUAUAACACGGGCGAUUACAACGACGUUGAUCUCACUUCGGGCUACAUCAACUAUCGCACCCGUGUCGACGCCCAGAAGCUGGGUCUCAUCAGCAACACCGGCGGCGAGGUCUACGUGGGCCCCGAUGCCCACAACAUCACCGAGUUCCCCGGUGUUGGUCGGUCAAGUGUGAGGCUUGAGAGCAAGGCCGUUUACAACAAACAUCUCAUGGUUGCCCGCUUCUCUCAUCUUCCUAAGCCUGUCUGCGGUGCCUGGCCCGCCUUUUGGUCAUAUGGUUCUCCCUGGCCUAAGAAGGGUGAGCUUGACUUCUUCGAGGGCUGGAACAACGCGGCUGCCAACAAGCCUGCUGCCCACACCUACCUCACAUCCGAACAGGGCCAGUGUAUUAUCAGUGAGACUGGUCAGACGGCCAAGGUCAACACGGCCAACUGUGAUCAGCAGGCUCCUGGCCAAUACAUCAACGAGGGGUGUACCACUACAGCUACCUCUGCUGACCCUUGGGGCUCCUCUGAUGGUGGUGUCUAUGCUGUUGAGUGGACAGACGACUACAUCAAGUUCUUCGCCUGGACCCAUUCCGCAGCUCCCAAGAACAUCGGCUCCGACUCGCCUGAUACCUCCUCCUGGGGAACUCCCUCUAUGCUCAUCGCCAACGACAAGUGCAACAUCAACAGCCACUUUGCCGACCAAAAACUCGUUCUGAACAUUGACUUCUGCGGUGUCCUCGCAGGCAACGAGUACAUCUGGAAGGACCAGUGCGCUGCGUCUACCGGCCACGCUGUCUGCUCGUCGUAUGUCGCGGCGAACCCCGGUGCCUACAAGGACACCUACUUCAAGAUCAAGGACAUUCGUGUGUUCAAGGAGGGCAGCAAGGCUGUGACGACUUCCUCGUCUGCUUCGCCUACCUCUACCUCGACUUCCAUCUCGACUUCCACCUCGACAUCUGCCACAACGUCGUCUGCCUCCACGUCAUCAGCCUCGACGUCGUCUGCUUCGACGUCGUCUGCGUUUACGUUGACUACGAUAUCCACCUCGGCAUCUGCUUCUGCAUCCGCCUCUGCGUCCACCUCAACCUCAACCUCAACGAGUGCCUCCAUCUCUGCUUCCGCUAGCGGCUCGGUCACGGCAAAGGAUACGUCUGUCAGCACCUCUGACAACGCCUCUGCUUCUGGCACCACAUCCGCCUCUGCAUCUGCAACCGCAUCUAUCUCUGGUUCUGCCUCUGGUUCAGCCACUGGAACUAUCUCUGGAGCGGCUGCUGGAUCUGGAUCUACUUCAGUCUCAGCUUCAGCAUCUGCCUCUGGAUCCGGCUCCAAGUCAGCCUCUGCUUCCAUCACUCCUACUGACCCGAUCACCACAAGUGCCACUGGCACGAAGUCAGCCACCGCCAGCGCAUCCGGCUCCAUCUCCAUCAAGUCCAACAGUAUGACCGAAGAGGAUGUCUGCACCGAGAGCGAUGCCAUCACCACCAAGACCGACGUCACCAGCAAACAGACUCAGGCAACUUCCACAACGACUCCCCCCGUUGAGCGCACGACCUCGACAGUCUACACCACAAAGGUUUCUACCAUCACCGCGUGCCCACCCUCCGUCGCCGACUGCCCAGCCCGCCUGGGCAAGGUCACGACGCAGACCAUUGCCCUGUACACCACGGUCUGCCCCGUAUCGUCUGUCCCUGCUCCGAAGCCCGCCGAGCCGGUCAAGGGCAACGAUAAGCCCAACCUUGGCCCUGGCCCUGCGCCUGCGCCUGGUGUCUCGACCACCACAUUCACCACCGUCUACACGAUCACCAAGUGCCCUCCCUCCGUCACAAACUGCCCCGUCGGCAGUGUCACCACCAAGGUCGUCACCACCUCUAUUCCCUUCGCCGGCACCUCCGUACCCAUCGUUACCAAAGCCGUCUCUACGGCCCCCUCGGGCCCCAACUCCGCCCCCAGCGUAAUCAAGACCCUCUCCUUGGUCUCCCCCUCCAGCGUUCCCUUCAAGCCUAGCGCCUCCGGAGGUAAUAGCACUGUCCCCAAGCCUCCUCCCGGCUUCAACGUCACCAUCCCGGCGACCAAGCCCACCACGCUCACCGCCUCCAAGCCCUCAGGAACGGCCCCAGGUGCUUCGACAACGGGCUGUUCCGGCGCCAGCUGCCCUACGAAGCCGGCUGUCGUCGUCAACGCGGCCGUCCAGGCGGGUGCCAGCUUUUUGCUGAUGGCCAUUGGUGCCCUCGCUGUCCUGGUUUUGUGA
Molecule: messenger RNA, 2367 nt
Organism: Colletotrichum godetiae
Lineage: Eukaryota; Fungi; Ascomycota; Sordariomycetes; Glomerellales; Glomerellaceae
Exons: 5
Coding region: 1-2367 (788 amino acids)
Biological process (GO): glucan catabolic process
Molecular function (GO): hydrolase activity, hydrolyzing O-glycosyl compounds
Source: RefSeq, a predicted model, not a curated record